UCUUCUUGUAGCUGGGUGGAAGCGAAGUGGAAAGAGUGGAAGGAUGGCGGGUGAAGAAGAAUGGAGGAAGAACGCGGACACUCAUAAGAUGAGUGCGGAGGAAGUGAAGGCCGCCGGAGUGGAAGCCUCUAAGAGACCGCCCGGCAGCGGCCGCCACCCUGGAGGCAUUCUUCACCAGAGAAGAGCUCUUCCCUUCAGUUUCACGACUAUCACUCUCACUGGCUUAUUCCUCUCCGCCACCAUCGGAUAUUUCGUCUUAUACGCCCACAAGAAGCCUGACGCCACUGCCUCCGAUGUUGCUAAGGUUGCUGUUGGCGUUGCUGACGCUCACGACACUCGCCCCGGCAAUUAGCUCCCUUUCAUUCUGUCUUCGCAAUCUCCUCGGCACAAUCUGUGUGUUAUGAUCUCUUUCUUGGCAAUCUCUGUUUUGAU
Molecule: messenger RNA, 432 nt
Organism: Prosopis cineraria
Lineage: Eukaryota; Viridiplantae; Streptophyta; Magnoliopsida; Fabales; Fabaceae
Exons: 1
Coding region: 44-352 (102 amino acids)
Source: RefSeq, a predicted model, not a curated record